Molecule: messenger RNA, 1859 nt
Organism: Hypanus sabinus (Atlantic stingray)
Lineage: Eukaryota; Metazoa; Chordata; Chondrichthyes; Myliobatiformes; Dasyatidae
Gene: cdk10
Product: cyclin dependent kinase 10
Exons: 15
Coding region: 97-1239 (380 amino acids)
Biological process (GO): regulation of mitotic cell cycle; protein phosphorylation
Cellular component (GO): nucleus
Molecular function (GO): cyclin-dependent protein serine/threonine kinase activity; ATP binding
Source: RefSeq, a predicted model, not a curated record
ACUCCAACAGGCGCUGGUUGGCCAUCACAGCGCAAACCCCGGUAGAGCCGCCGCUUGGCCAACCGUGGCUGGUUCCUCCGGAGCUGCUCCGAGAUCAUGGGCGACGCCAACGACGAGCCGGAGCCCAUCCGACUCAAGUCCCUGAAGUACGAGGGCAGCUUCACGGUGCCGCCCGAGGACAAGCUGGGUAGAGGCAGAAGCGUGAAGGAAUUUGUGAAGCUGAAUCGUAUUGGUGAAGGAACCUAUGGUAUUGUAUGUGGUCUGAAGCCGUGUGGAGAGCCUCUCAAAGCAUUUCAUCACUGUCGAUACCGUGCCCAUGAUAUGAAAACUGAUGAAAUUGUUGCUCUCAAGAAGGUUCGAAUGGAUAAAGAAAGGGAUGGAAUCCCCAUCAGCAGUUUGAGAGAGAUUAACCUACUACUUAAACUGAGGCACCCUAAUAUUGUAGAGCUAAAAGAAGUAGUGGUGGGAAAUCACCUGGACAGUAUUUUCCUAGUAAUGGGAUACUGUGAACAGGAUCUUGCCAGUCUUCUUGAAAAUAUGCAAUCACCAUUCUCAGAGGCUCAGGUGAAAUGUAUAAUCUUGCAGUUAUUAAAGGGACUGCAAUAUCUACAUGAAAACUUCAUUAUUCACAGAGACCUUAAGGUAUCUAAUUUGCUGAUGACUGAUAAAGGGUGCGUGAAGAUAGCGGACUUUGGGCUGGCACGUGCAUAUGGGGUGCCUCUAAAACCAAUGACUCCAAAAGUAGUAACACUAUGGUACAGAGCACCUGAAUUACUACUGGGAACAAAAACACAGACUACAGCUAUUGAUAUGUGGGCAGUAGGUUGCAUCCUUGCAGAGCUACUGGCACACAAACCUUUGCUUCCUGGAAGCUCUGAAAUCCAUCAGAUUGACUUAAUUGUUCAGUUAUUAGGGACUCCGAAUGAGAACAUAUGGCCUGGCUUUUCCAAGUUGCCAUUAGUGGGACAAUACACUCUGAGAAAACAACCUUACAAUAACCUGAAGCACAAAUUUCCGUGGUUAUCAGAAGCUGGCCUCCGACUUCUCAACUUCCUCUUCAUGUAUGACCCGAAAAAAAGGGCUACAGCAGAAGAUAGUCUGGAGAGUUCCUAUUUUAAAGAAAAGCCAUUGCCAUGUGAACCAGAACUUAUGCCAACAUUCCCCCAUCAUCGUAACAAACGAGCAGCUUCUAGUGUGGAUAACCAACAGAAACGACCCAAGAUUAUACUCGAGAGCUAGAAGGCUGGGUUGUUUCAUCCCAGCUGGACACCAGUGAGCUAACCAAGCCAGGGAUCGUCCAGAUGCAGAAGAGACGAGGGUCUGAAUGAUCAAAUAUUUCAAACUACUUAAUGCACAAAAAAAACUCACUAAAUAUUUCAACAAAUUGUCAACAAACACGAGGAAAUCUGCAGAUGCUGGAAAUUCAAGCCACACACACACAAAAUGCUGGUGGAAUGCCAAUCACCUUUCCAGCUCUUAGCUUCACCCCUCUUACCCCCCCCCCCCCGAAGUCUCUAUCAUUUUGUAUUUACCCCUCCCCCUCCUGCUUUCAAAUCUUUUACUAUCUUUUCUUUAAGUUAGUCCUGAUGAAAGGUCUUGGCCUGAAACGUCAACUGUACUUCUUCCUAUAGAUGCUGCCAGCAUUUUGUGUGUUGCUCAACAAAUUUGUCACCUGAUUUUAAAUUUAGUCUCAUAAUGUGUAGUCAGCUACCUGAAUUAAAAAAAAUUCCACAAACUUACAUUUUUUAGCAUGUAAUUGCAAUACAUAUGCUGUGAUGCUCUCCUCUCAUCAUAGUUCUAUGUUGUUUUGACUUUGACCAGAUGUUUCUUUUCAUGUAUUAAAUAGUAUUUGUACAGUU